Neurospora hispaniola is the source of this 1023-nucleotide messenger RNA. RefSeq lists its product as uncharacterized. The coding region runs from base 1 to 624 and encodes 207 amino acids. The record is from RefSeq and is a predicted model, not a curated record. The transcript is spliced from 3 exons. Lineage: Eukaryota; Fungi; Ascomycota; Sordariomycetes; Sordariales; Sordariaceae.
AUGACUACCACAGAAGACUGCCUGCCAUUCGUGGCCAGGACCAUGGUCUCGGAAAAGCCGAGCCGAGAGCAACGUAAGGCGGGGCCUCGAGCUUCGAUGCGCAUCUGGUUGGGUGGUGGAAGUGUGGGGAAAUCUUUUCGACACGAGGCGUCAAAAGACGGCAGGCUCAUCUGGACGCCCAUGGUCUGGCCCUCCAGUUCCUCGCAUCCACAAAUCGAGUCCCUUGUGAUCUCGCUUGUCUGCAAGAGUCGGCAUUCCAUCAGUCAUUCUACCACAUCCAUAUCUCCGCCCGGGACUCAUACCCAGCAACUCCAGGGCAUCCAGGGCAUCGACCAACAGACGUCACAUCCGAUCAGACCGCUGGUUCUCGUGUACCCGCCGGCGUUGACUCUCGCCUGGCCAUCAACCGCAAAACGGCGAGACUCCAAGUUCUUCCGGAUCGUCAUGACAAUCGCUGGACUAUCACGACCGCCAACUGCUACAACAUGUGGUAGUACGCCACCUUUCAAACCAAGCACGCCAAGUUUGACACUGCGAUGGAGGGGACAGAGCUUCCAUUUUCCCCCUGCUGUUGCCCCACCCGUCGACCCGUUGACAGCUCCCCUCAGGCGCCUAGGGCCUUGACCAAGCCAAAUGUGCCCUUGCCUUGCCCCUCUGCCACCCAAACGGCAUUUGAGGUGCUAGACGGACAUCUCUCGGCUACGCAACUGUUUCGUUUCAAGCGGCUGCUGGCGAGCUGCACAGCCGGUAACCACAUCUAUCCUGCUAUGUACUCCCAUCUUAUUACCACCAUGCUCUCCGUCCAUUGUUAGCUCGGUACCUACUUACAGGGGGUCUCAACCAACAGGUGUUCGAAUCCCUUCUAUCAACUCUUUCUCACCUUGAAAUCAGCUGAUUCCAGCCAAUCAGAUUGUGCAGAUAGACGUGUUCUGCCUUGCAAGCCCCCCUGUCACCCCCCCCUUGUACUUGUAAGAAAACAUGAGGCGCGUCCGGCGCUAACAAACGUUCGAGUAUCGAUGUAGA